ACCCUAGCUAUAGACGCUCUCCCGUCUUCCCCUUUGUUUGCACACCAUACACAAACACGGAGACUGAAGAGCUGAUCUGAAGAUGGUGCAGCGUCUGACUUACCGAAAGCGUCACAGCUACGCUACCAAGUCUAACCAACACCGUGUGGUGAAAACUCCUGGUGGGAAAUUGAUUUACCAAACCACCAAGAAGAGAGCUAGCGGACCCAAGUGCCCAGUUACUGGCAAGAGGAUUCAAGGGAUCCCUCACUUGAGACCUGCUGAAUACAAGAGAUCUAGAUUGUCUAGGAACCGCAGGACUGUGAACCGUGCCUAUGGAGGAGUCUUGUCUGGAAGCGCUGUUCGGGAGAGAAUAAUCCGAGCCUUCUUGGUGGAGGAGCAAAAGAUUGUGAAGAAGGUUUUGAAGAUCCAGAAGUCAAAAGAAAAACUAGCCUCAAAGAGCUAGAUGAGAGGUGUAUGAAGUGGAGUUUUCCUACUUAGAGGAUGUUUCUGCCAACUUUUGUUAUUGCUUAAUGGCCAGUCAAAUGUGGAAUUGAUUAUUAGCUUGCUUGAUACUCUCAUGACUUGGAUAUGUUAAUUUUACUUAUUGUCAAUUUGAUUUCCUUGCCUAUA
Molecule: messenger RNA, 612 nt
Organism: Populus nigra (black poplar)
Lineage: Eukaryota; Viridiplantae; Streptophyta; Magnoliopsida; Malpighiales; Salicaceae
Product: large ribosomal subunit protein eL34
Exons: 4
Coding region: 83-445 (120 amino acids)
Biological process (GO): ribosome biogenesis; translation
Cellular component (GO): cytosolic large ribosomal subunit; ribosome
Molecular function (GO): structural constituent of ribosome
Source: RefSeq, a predicted model, not a curated record